Messenger RNA from Dioscorea cayenensis subsp. rotundata (Guinea yam), 1023 nucleotides. Its product is annotated as protein REVERSION-TO-ETHYLENE SENSITIVITY1. NCBI's taxonomy places the organism in Eukaryota, Viridiplantae, Streptophyta, Magnoliopsida, Dioscoreales, Dioscoreaceae. The record is from RefSeq and is a predicted model, not a curated record. The transcript has 3 exons. The coding region runs from base 16 to 951 and encodes 311 amino acids. Gene Ontology annotation, cellular component: endoplasmic reticulum; Golgi apparatus. Gene Ontology annotation, biological process: regulation of ethylene-activated signaling pathway; response to ethylene.
AUUUUCCCCAGGUUCAUGCACCGGACCAACUUUGGCCCCUUCAACACAUGUUUCCAUCUCCACCUCACAACCAAAUUCCAUCUGAACUUCUCAUCAUCUUUUGUGUUCUUAUUUGCUGCUCAAAUCUCAAACAUACAUUCUCUUUGCUGCCCAAAAAAGCAUGGAACAUCAUCACUUCUAAGGUUAUAUGUUUAUCUUCAUCACUUCAGAAGAAGCUGGAUGCCCAUGAAAGCAUCUUACAUAAUGGAGCUUAAAUCUACCGCUGAUAUUGAAAAUGCCUCUUCAAAUCGGAGAGUGCGGCAUGAUUUCUGGCCACUUGAUGCAGUGGAUCCAAAGAAUGCGAGAUUCCCUUGCUGCAUUGUUUGGACACCUCUUCCAGUAGUUUCAUGGUUGGCUCCUUAUAUUGGUCAUCUUGGAAUUUGUCGAGAAGAUGGGGCUGUCGUGGACUUUGCAGGUUCAAAUAUUGUAAGCAUAGAUAAUUUUGCAUAUGGCAAAGUUGCCAGGUAUCUUCAGCUAGACAGGGAACAGUGUUGCUUUCCUCUCAAUAUUGCAAAGCACACCUGCGAGCAGGCCUACCAACACGUGGAGCGGGGAACAGCGACAUCGUGGGACAACGCACUGCAAGCAAGCAUGCAACAAUUCCAGCACAAGUGCUACAACCUCUUCACCUGCAACUGCCAUUCAUUUGUGGCCAACUGCAUGAACAGGCUCUGCUACGACCGAUCCUUGGGAUGGAACAUGAUAAAUUUAACUGCACUUGUGCUCUGGAGGGGGAAAUGGGUCGAUGGCAUGUCGGUAUUACGAUCAUUCUUUCCUUUCACCGUUGUACUGUGUGUUGGCCUUUUGAUUGCAGGAUGGCCAUUCCUAAUUGGUCUUGCAUCAUUCUCAUUUCUUCUAAUUGGAUGGUAUCUUUUCGGAACAUACUGUGUAAAAAAUCUGAUUCAAUGCUAGACUUGUUAUUGAAUUCUUUUGUUUUCAUAUUAAUGGCCGGAUACAAUAAUUAAGAUGCAGACUUAUAAAUUC